Molecule: messenger RNA, 20573 nt
Organism: Wyeomyia smithii (pitcher-plant mosquito)
Lineage: Eukaryota; Metazoa; Arthropoda; Insecta; Diptera; Culicidae
Product: kin of IRRE-like protein 1
Exons: 8
Coding region: 2672-3967 (431 amino acids)
Biological process (GO): synapse organization
Cellular component (GO): neuron projection membrane
Source: RefSeq, a predicted model, not a curated record
AGUUCACCAACACCAAUGGAUAGCCGCUAAGGACUCACGUGAGUGUAGUACUAGAUUCGGUCGUGUUUGUCUCGUCGCUCUCUUUUGGGGUUCGGCUGCUCCACAGAAAUCCGGUGGGCCAGUGUGUGCUCAAUGCAGGUUCUGUAGGCAGACUACCGUCAGACGUUUGUGCCACUCGGGCCGUGUGGGUCGUACAGAUUGAAGCUGUUGCGUUCGCCGAAUGGCGUAAAUUUUCCGUAUUAUCCGGAAGUAAAACUAGUAGUGUUUUACGAAACUUGGAAACCAAGGUGAUUCAACUUUGAGGUUUCAAUUUGUUUUGGACACGUGGAUUCCUGCAGCCAUCGGUUGGGAUUUGAAUGGGUGUUUAGUGCGAUUUGUGUAAUUUGUAUUGUGGUUCUACUACUGAAGAUAAAGUUCGCGUGAACGAAUAUUAGACGGGCGAAUUGGUUUCUGCCAAGUGUUUGUUUUACAUCGUUUAUAUUAGAAAAACAAACAGACACCGUAAAAGGAUGUCAAAUAAAAAUUUCCGGGGAAUCAUUACGAGAGUUGAAACAGAAGAAUAAAAGUUUUCGUGUUCUUAGGAAAGUGAAUUACAGUUUCUACUUGAUGUUUAAAGGUGUUUUUUUGCAAUCUCAAUUCGACUGGUCUGUGAAAUUUUCUAGGGAAAAAGGAACGGAAAAUCAAGCGAAGCGGAUAAAAAUUACUUUCCAACCUCUCUUGUCGAUAAAGUGGAGGCACAUGGCCUUCGUUACACUGACACAAACACAAUUUUAAGUUCAGCCUCGCUUAUCCCUUGGAAAGGGGUAAUAGGAAAACCGACAAAAAAUAUGCUUCCUCUUUUCAAGAGCAUUUGACUUCAAGUUGUUUGAUGUAGGCGACCCGAACCGGAUUCAAGUAGUUUUUCGUAGUAAGGAAAAAAAUCCAGCUGAUUAAAAGUAAACAUUCGCCGGUAAUGUGUAUACUGCUCAGCCCCACUGCGAUUCUUGCUGUGCAGUAGUCCUUGUCGAGACCUGUGGUUCCGAGUGGAGCGCCGUUAUAUUAAUUAGAAGGUGAAACGUGAACUGUUUGUCGUUGGGAAUAAAUUCCAGUGUCAGUAUGAACGUGACAGACACCGUUUAGCGUCAAAAGGCCAACUGAACAAGAGAAAAAUCUUGCUCUAAAGAUACCAUGUCGUGAAUAAUUUAUUGCAUCCCAGUGCUCUGAACUGUGGUGUUGCUGCCUGCCGGCAUCGUCAUCACUGUCUCCGAGAAAGCCAAUUAAUCAUAAUGUUAUUGGUCUUUAGUGGAUCGUUUCCGAGUUCUAUGUUCAGUCACCGGGUUGAACAAAUCCACGUGUGGUUGUGAAUACAAACAUUAUUCAAAUUUUUGUAGAUUUCAAGUGGGGGAUGAAUUUCUGCAGAUUCUGGCUAGCGCCAAAUUUAUGUGCAUCAAAUAUUUGCUGACCUAAAUCUAUCGCGAGUACGACUAAGUACACUAACCGGUGCGCCGGAUUUGCCGGUGCUAAGAAUUGGAAUAUAAAAUUCACGAGUUUGCUAAGUCUCAAGUGUGCUUGCUGUGUUCACCGGUGCUACGGUAAAAUAAAAUCUGCAUAAUAAAAAGUAAUAAAUUGUGCUUUGAAAGGUGAAAUUGAGCUCAGCGUUCCUUGUGCACAUUCUUAAAACCACAAGUGGGUGGUGUUUGCGCUAGAGUGGAACCCUCGUAAGAAAUUCUAAACCCGUUACGGUGUUGAAAGUUGGAAUCGAGUAGAAUUUUGUUGCAUGGAAAUAGCAGUGGUGUUUGGGGGAGAAAAUCGGUAAUAAAUUGUUUAUUCUGUCAUCCUUUUCUGCUUGCUGGCUACGGGAUAGUAAUCAACGAUCGUAUUAAAUGGAAAGUUAGCAUCCUGAAGCCGAUUCGAACAGAUCGUCAUGCACGGCGUCAAGCUAAAGGUGAAUUCGAGGAACAGCUUUUGAUGAAAAUUAUACCACCGGUGCUUUGGGAAAUGGCACAGCUGCCACCGCAGGAAUAUAUUAGCCAUCUGAAGCUUCUUCCGGAAAACGGAAAAAGCUCAACAGACUGAAGUUCAUCGUGCUCAGCCGGGGAAACGCGAAAGCCGGUGGAAACUCAAUCACGUGGAAGAAUAACAUAACUGAUCCUGUGGCUUCCCGGGCCUGCUGAUAGAGAAAUCGAUUUGAAACCAUCCGUGAAACACGAACCAAUAGGAAAUUAUUCCGUGCCAACGGCGGAAGCGGGUUCGAAAAGAGCUGAAGCAGGAUGUUCCGGGGUAAAUAAACACAAACAAUGUGUGAAAAGUUUCGAUUUUGAAAUCGGUUAGUGAGUAGGCACUCCGUUUCAUUGCAUUUUGAUGAAAAUUUUCUGGUCACUGGAGGAGAGUAUACAGUGGGAAAUACAUAAUGAAUUUCGAACAAUUUUACGCCGAAAGCAGGAGAUAACCGCAAAGCCUCCGGUGGAUUAGGUAGAGUAUAUUUAGCUUGGGUGCGUGCAUCGAAUAGUGUGUGAUAAUAGUGUAGAGUUGCAUAAUAUGCUAAUUCGCUUCGUUGAGCAUAAUGAAAUUUGUGACAUAUUAGGCGAUAAUUUGCCUCGUUUGCUUGUCGUGUAGCGUAAAGUGAGACACAUUAAUUUUCUAGCAACGGCUGCGUAAACGACAACUGGAAAAACUAAAUAAACCCCCAGAAAUGAGGAAUCGAAUACGGUUGACCAUGGACAUUUGGGUGUUUAUCAUCUACAUCAUAGAUAUCACCAGUUGUGGCAUACAGCAGAACCAUCCGAUCGAUGGUCAUAAAUCACUGUGGCCCGAGACCAGCACGUCCCAGCUGAGUGCGUACGUGGCCGCAGCUUCGACCUCCGGUGCGGGUGCUGGCCACCGGCACCAACAGCUCCAGCAGCAGAUACCGACCGGGGUUGCCGUGCCCCAGUCAACCGGCGUUGGCGCUGGGGCCUCCGGCAAAUGGGAAGAACCAUAUUUCGAUGAGACCACACCACGCAACGUCACAGCUCUGGUCGGCAAAUCGGCGUACCUCAGCUGCCGAGUGAAGAAUUUGGGCAACAAAACCGUAUCCUGGAUACGGCAUCGUGACAUCCAUAUUUUAACGGUCGGCAGCUACACGUACACCUCGGAUCAGCGCUUCCAGGCGACACAUCACAAAAAUACCGACGACUGGACACUGCAGAUCAAGUGGGCCCAGAAGCGAGACGCCGGGAUAUACGAGUGCCAGAUCUCGACGCAACCGGUGCGCAGCUAUUUUGUCACGCUUAGCGUUGUCGUCCCGACGGCGACCAUCAUUGGUGGACCGGAUCUACACGUUGACAAGGGCAGCACCAUCAAUCUGACUUGUGCUGUCAAAUACAGCCCGGAACCGCCGGCUUACAUAUUCUGGUAUCACCAUGAUGAGGUUAUCAGCUACGAUUCGAGCCGCGGCGGUGUGUCCGUUAUCACGGAAAAGGGCGACGUAACCACGUCCCACCUGCUGAUCCAGAAUGCCGACCUGGACGAUUCGGGCAAGUACAGCUGCUCGCCGUCUAACGCGGAUGUGGCCAGCGUUCGAGUUCACGUGCUGAACGUUCGGGCGGUUCUUUCAGGUGAACAUCCGGAGGCCAUGCAAACCGGAUCCGCUUUAAGUCCAGUCCGAAAUGGCGGUCCACCGUGUCUAUUGGUGCUUGCUUUAGCAACACUACUCACCAGCUGGGUGCUUCUGAUCCGAUGGCACAUGAAUGGUGUUCGUUUGGCCUUUCCACACGGUUGGCGAAGGCAACGGAAGCCCACUGCUGAUGAAGGUGCACUAGCAGCUGAAGUUGAGAUGGCUGAGUUGAUACCCUCCGGCAGCCAUUUUUCGGGGCAACUUGGCAGUUCAACACUUCAACAACGAAAAAAACAGAUUUCGUUGCAUCGAUUUCCUCAGAUAGUAAUGACCACCAGCGAGAUAUCAUUCAACAGCACCUGCCCUCAAAACCGGCUGGAAAGUGGGAGAUGAUAAACCUUCAACUCUGGAGGUCGCAAUCAUCCUGCCAAGCAGCAACCCACUGUAGCAUCCCACCCUGACUCAGCAUAGGCGUCAUCGUUGUGUCCUUUAAAGCAAAAAAAAAUCAAGAACAAUGUUCGAGUAAUAAAAAAACAUAGUGGAAAAAAACCGCCCAGUCGGCUCGCAAAUGUGUGGUACGAGUAAAUUCUGGGUUUCAGAUGCUCACAGAUACACUAUACAGCAUAUUUUCUACCGUUGCGAAGCACAAGCAGUGCGCAGUUUGUGCAGAGAGGAAAAAUGUAUAUCUUUCGGUUGCCUUCCCCCUGUGUGUGGGAGAAAAAAAGUUCAACCCCGAGCGAUGUAAUAAAAUAGAUGAAACACGAAAGGAACAAGUGUUUGCCAAUGCCUGCGUGCCCGUUGGGAUUAUUCGCAACAAUCGAAUCGAUUCGAUCCCAAAACCGAUUGUAAACAGCAGCACAGUCGAAAGGAAUGCGCUCGAAGAGACUGUGAUUACGGGUUUACUGAUGAUGAACCGUGAUUGAUGUGUAUAGGAACGGGGGUACAUAAAUAGGGAAUGAUUACUUUCGAUGCUGAUCAAUUUUUGAGAUGGUUUCCAAUCUUUUAACGUUUAAAGAAAAGUUAAGUUUCAUUACCCGCAACCGUACUGCGGGCUGAGACUUUUAGCAUUCACAAGCUUGUUUGUGGGUAUGGUAAAACGGCAACUCGCCCGCUAGACCGUUGCCAUACUAAUCUAAUAGAGCACAGAAGGGCCGCUUUGUAACAUGGAAUUAACUUUCAAUUCAAAAAAAAAAACUUGCGCAACUUAUUUUUCUAAACAUGUUUGUUUAUUUAAGUAGUGUAACUCAUUAACAAACCUCAUAAGAAAAACUCAGCUCCACAUCGCGCUGAUUUCCUGAUCCUCUGGGGUACUUACCUCAUAGCUUCCUGAAUUCCGGAUGUUUCAAUUGUUUCGAGCUUCUUCUUGAUUUUCCGACCAAACAAUCGACGUUUUUUGCUCUGUAACCUUGAUGGUAGACAGAAUCGACUGAUCGUUUUGCCAGUUAUAUAAAGGUGGAUCUUUAUUUUGUGGAAAAGGAUUUUUAGAUUUGUGCAGCACUUCGAAAUCGUAGACCAAUUUAAAAGUUGUUCGGAUGUUUUUCCUCACACGUUAUACCUCUUUACUAAAUGUUGACAUUCGAAAUUUCAAUAAAUCCGCUAAACGUAUUAAAAAACCGACGGCAGGACCGUCACUUUAGUUUAGACUACCGACAAACUAAAUUACUUUGUGGUUGAAUAUUGUUUCGAAAAUACGUCCCUAGAUAAAUGGGCAGUAUUUUGAUUUUCAUUCCUAACUAAACUAGAAAGAUCAAGCUCAGCAACCUUUGCUUGGGAAGUGAUGGUUUUAUUUACACUCGCUACCGUAAUUAAUUUUUCCUUCAAUUUCAGAUCUGGAUCAUCGAUUUUAUAUCAAGAUCAUUACUUUCAAACUUUGAAGAACAUUAUAAACGGAGUUUUCAAGAGGUGCAGUAGGACAAUCCAUCGAUUUUGGAAAUAUUUCAAGAAAUUGAGAAUCAAGACCUUUUUCUUGCCUGUUAUUAUUCAUUUUAAACAAGCUAAGUAUCACAUUUCAUUUGUUUUGUUUUCUUUUUUCCAAUUAUUUGCUGCCCUUCCAUUGUGCGCUUUCUUGCGCACAAUGGAAGUGGACGAAAAAAAUUCUAAUUCUGAGUCUAUUUCACCAAAACCUCCUGACCCUUCAUCCACGGUUUCUUCCAAUCCCCCGUGCAUCAAACUCUAUCCAGAUGGAUCACCUGGUUCAUUUAUGGUUUAUUUCCGACCUAAUAUGGAACCUUAAUCGAAGCUAUUAAACAUAAUUAAAAUUUCUAAGGACUUACAUUCGCAUUUAAAGGCCAUUGCUGAAAUUUCUAAGGUCAGACCCAACAAAUUAAGAGUUGUGGUUAAUGACCUUACUCAGGCUAACAAAAUUGCUUCUUCUGAAUUAUUUACUCGUGAAUAUCGUGCUUAUGUUCCAGCACAAGAUGUAGAAAUUGACGGUGUUGUAACCGAUUCCAGUUUGUCCAUAGACUGUCUUUUAAAAGCCGGCCUUGGAUAUUUUAAAAAUACUGAUAUUCCAACGGGUAAAAUACUCGACUGUCAACAACUGAAAUCUGUUUCAGUUGUAGAAGGGAAGAAAAUUUAUUCCCCUUCUGAUUCUUUUCGAGUUACUUUUGCGGGAGCUGCUUUACCUUCUCACAUCUCAAUUCACAAUGUUCUAAUACCUGUUCGUUUAUAUAUUCCGCGGGUCGUGAACUGCGUGAAUUGCAAACAAUUAGACCAAACAUCUUCCUACUGUUGUAAUUAAAGCCGAUGCCGUAAAUGUGGAGGAAAUCAUCUUGAUAAUACUUGCAAUCAAGUUAAUGAUAAAUGUUAUUACUGUGGUGAAAUUCAACUUGAACUUUCAAAAUGUUCUUCAUACACACAACACAAAAAUUAAAUAAAGCAAUCUCUUAAAGAUCGCUCUAAACGUAAUUAUUCUGAUCUUCUUAAGAAAACUACAGCACGCCCUCUUAUCUCAUCGAACAUAUAUGAUCUAUUAUCCUCUGAUGAGACUGAAUGUGACAUUCCUGUUGCUGGUCCAUCUUUUUCAAAUUCUGGUGGAUCUAGAAAAAGAAAAAAUCUUUCUUCUCACAAACUUCCUAAUAAAAGUCCUAAGAUAUCAUUAAAUAAUAAAGCUAACGUUCCCAAAUUUAAUCAUGCUAUUGAAAAUUUAAAUCAAACUCCUUCUGGAACAUUGAACUUAAAAUCAACAAAGGAGUUUUCAGCACUGUCAUCCAAAGUUUCAAUUAUUACAUCCAUACCUUCAGAUGACCAAACAAAAUCGGGAAUUUUGAAAUUUUCUACUGUUGUAAACUGGAUUUUUGAAUCAUUGAACAUACCGGAGCCUUUGAAUAAAUUUGUUACUUCAAUAAAACAUUUUUAAAGCAGCUUACAUCUCAAUGGCCCCUCAUUUCAAUGUUGAUAUCAUUCGAUGACUAACACAUCGUCUGCAACUAACGAUUUUAUUUCUGUGCUACAAUGGAAUUUUAAAAGUAUUCCGAAACUUUAUCUAUUCAAAAUUAUGAUUAAUAAUACAAAUUGCGAUGUAUUUUCUAUUUGUGAAACAUUGCUUACUUCUAAUAUUAAUCUUAACUUCAACAAUUACAAUAGCAUACGUUUAGAUCGAGAUAUUCCUUAUGGAGGUGUACUUUUGGGAAUUAAUAAAUGUUAUUCUUUUUAUAGAAUUAACUUACCUUCAAUUCAUGGCAUUGAAUCUGUGGCUUAUCAAAUUAAAUUACAUGACAAAGAUCUCUGCAUUGCUUCUGUAUAUAUCCCUCCUAGAGCACUAAUUAGACAACGAAUGCUCUCUGAUAUUGUCGAGAUUCUACCCACACCCCAUUUAAUAUUGAGAGAUUUUAACUCUCAUGGUGUAGCUUGGGGUUCAUCUUUCAAUGAUGAUAUAUAAUCUUUGUGCUAAUAUGCUAUUAUAUUAGCCCAAAAGAAAAAAUUACCCUGGUGUUUCAACUUAAAGGCGACCUCCUACUCCUUGGUGGGACAAAGAGUGCUCAAAAAUUCACUUGGAAAAAUCUAAUGCCUUUAAAGUUUUUCGGAGGAAAGGAAAAAUCGAAGACAUUGUACGAUACGCGAUGCUUGAAUCCAAAUUUAAAAAUUUGAUCAAAGCAAAAUAACGUGGUUUUUGGCGACGAUUCGUUACUUCGCUUUCAAUAGAAACAUCUAGGUAUAAGUUCUCUUUGGAAUACGGCUAGGAGAAUGAGAUAUCGAAUUGUAACUAAUGAACGCGAAGAAUAUUCGAACCAAUGGAUAUUAAAUUUUGCGAAAAAAGUAUGUCCAGACACUUUUCCCACACAAAAAAUUAUUCGUGAUGUGUUUCCACAACAAUCACCGAUGGAAUUACCUUUUUUCAAUUACCGAACUAUCUAUUGCUAUUUUUUCAUGCAAUAAUAAUGCACCUGGUUUAGAUAAAAAUAAAUUUGAUUUGUAAAAGAAUCUUUCUGACACUGCCAAAAGACUUUUGUUAGAUUUAUACAAUAAGUUUUUCGAGCUAAACGUCAUUCCUCUUGAUUGGAGAAGAGUGAAAAAUCCUGAAAAACCUGCUUCUAACCAUAAUUCAUAUCGUCCAAUUGCAAUGCUUUCAUGGAUUCGAAAAUUAUUUGGAAAAAUGAUUUUGUAUCGCUUAGACCAUUGCACAGUGGUCUAAACUCGAAAAAUCGUGAUCGAUAUCUUUACAACAGAUGAAAAUAUCAAACCAAUAUAUUCUACAAAAAUGCGAGUUUAAAAUGAGUUUAGCAGAAUAAACAAAAUCUUGAAACAUCUUGAAUUGUUUCGACGAUUAUUGAAAAAGAUAUAGACAAAAACUCAUUUUGAGGGGUGUUUUCCUUUCAUUCAGUACUCGGUUGGAUACAACUAGAACUCUUUUGAGUAAUGCAGUUGUUUUGACAAACUUUCAAAUGCAAACAGUUUGGUUUGCUACUAUCUGCAACCUUCGGAUAAAUAUGGACUCAAAAUAUUGCUAUUUUUAGCAAAAAACUAGAAAUAUCUUUACAAUAAAUAAAAAUAUCAAACCAAUAUAUUUUACAAAAAUAUGAGGUUUAGCAGAAUGAACAAAAUCUUAGAACAUCUUGAAUUGUUUCGACGAUUACAGAAAAAGUUAUGGACGAAAAACUAUUUUUGAGGAGUGUUCCUCGAAAAACUCUAUUUCGUCAUAUCAGACGUACUUCUAUCUGUACGUCUGGAACCUAUUAUCAGAAAAACAUAUGCAUUUUUCUCAUGGUAGUUUAUCAGCGUUUAAAAUUAGCUACAUGGGUCUUUCACAGGGUUCAUGUUUAAGUCCACUGCUAUAUAAUUUUUAUGUAAAUGUUAUUGAUGAUUGUUUAGUAAAUUCAUGCACUAUUGGACAGUUUGCAGAUGAUAGUGUAGUUUCUAGCACAGGUCCUAAAGCUUCCGAUUUACAAAGACAUUUUCAAGAUACAUUGAACAAUUUAUCUACUUGGGCCGUUCAAUUAGGUAUAGAAUUUUCGGUUGAGAAAACUGAGUUAAUAGUUUUUCUAGAAAACAUGAGUCACCUCAACUCCAUGCUAGUGGGUGAACCGAUUGCUCAAGUUUUAGUUUAUAAAUAUCUUGGUGUUUGGUUUGACUCAAAAUGCACUUGGAGAAGUCAUGUUCGAUAUUUAAUUCAAAAAUGCCAACAAAGAAUAAAUUUUUUACGCACAAUAACUGGAUCAUGGUGGGGAGCGCAUCCAGGAGAUCUUAUCAAACUACAGUUUUAUCAGUGAUUGAGUACGGAUGUUUUUGUUUCCGUUCUGCCGCAAAAACUCAUAUCAUAAAACUUGAACGAGUACAGUACCGUUGUUUGCGCAUUGCUUCAGGUUGUAUGUACUCAACUCAUACAAUGAGUUUAGAAGUAUUAGCGGGCGUUCUCCCAUUAAAAGAACGCUUCCGGAUUCUCAUUUCUCGUAUUCUUGUGAGAAGUGAAAUUUUAAAUCCAUUAAUAAUAAGUAAUUCUGGAAGACUUAUUGAACUUCAAUCUCAAACUUGUUCUAUGACUGUAUAUUUCGAUUACUUUUCUCAAAAUAUUAACCCUUAGCCUGUUAAAUCAUACGAUAUUUACUCAUUAGACAGUUUUGAUUCUGCCCUAUAUGUUGAUACAACUAUGUUAAACGAAAUCCGUAGUUCUCCUGAUGAACUACAUAUAUAGCAGAUUCCUAAUAUAUUUUGUGAUAAAUAUCAAAAUAUAAAUUGUAAUAACUCGUUCUAUACUGAUGGAUCUUUUCUCAAUGGAUCUACCGGUUUCGGGGCUUAUAACAAUAAUUCUGUCGCUUAUAAACUCGAAAGUCCUGCUUCUGUUAAUAUCGCAGAAUUGGCUGCUUUUCAAUGCACAUUAAGUGUUAUUGAAAACAUGCCUGUGGAUAAUUACUUCAUCUUCACGACAGCCUCAGUGCUAUUGAAGCUCUUCGUUCGAUAAAAAGUAUGAAGCAUUCUUCGUAUUUCUCAAAUAAAAUUCGUUGUCAUUUAAAUGCUUUAUCUUUAAUUUCGUCCCAGAUUACGUUAGUGUGGAUCCCUUCUCAUUCUUCAAUUGCGGGCAAUGAGAUGGCGGAUUCAUUGACUAAAAUGGGUACAAUACAUGGUGACUUUUAUGAAAGGCCUAUUGAAUUCCAUGAAUUUUUUGGUACUAUAUGUCAGCAGUCGCUAACUAACUGGCAAAACUCUUGGGAUAAUAGAGAUUUAGGAAGAUGGUAACAUUCUAUCAUUCCUGAAGUUUCUUUGCGAUCUUGGUUUAAAAAAAAAGUGAAGUAAGUCGGGAUUUCAUUUGUGUGAUAUCUCAGCUCAUGUCCAAUCAUUAUUGGUUCAAUGCUCACCUUCGUCGUAUAGGGCUCACAGAGGAUAACCUUGGCCUGUGGUGAGGGUUACCAUGAUAUUGAACAUGUUGUUAGGUCAUGUCCCUUGUAACGCAAAGCAAGAUUCAUUUUUGAAAAUUCUCUUAAAGCUCGGAAUAAACAACUAAAUAUUCCAGUUCGUGAUAUCUUAGCUAAUUUUGAUGUUCCCUACAUGUAUCUCCUGUAUUCCUUCCUUAAAUCCAUUGAUGUGCCUAUUUAGUACAUUUUUUGUUUUUGUUUUUGUUCAGAUUGUGUAUAUAUACUGAAAUAUACAUUAAGACGCACCAGAAUUUUUCUCGGACUGUAGAACUGCAAAAGAAUUCUUCAAGAUCAAUUAUAUAUCCUAGUUUUAAAUUUUGAUUUGUUAUAUAUCUAUAAUUGUAUUUUUUUGUUUGAAAAGAUAAGAGGGUUUUUAUGCCUAUUUGAGGAGGAAUAACCAUAUAAAUUCUACUCAAGCAGGCUUUUUCCUACUCCAACAGAAUUCACGGCCCCGCUAUGCUUUCUGCGUCUGGGCCUUCUAUUAUUACUGUUGAUAAGAAUAAAAAAAAAAAUAAACUAGAAAAAUAAAUAUUCGAACAGAUAAUGGAUCUGUUUGGAGCUCGAGAGAUAAACGUAAUCGCCAGAGUAUAAGGAAGUUAAGCUUUUGAUAUAAACCCAGAGCAGGAUCUCCGAUUGUGGUGGCGAGGUUUCUUUGCUGAAAACUCAUCGAUUAUGAAAUCAACACUCAAUUCCUUCAGUAUAUCGUAUUCGCAACUUCGAACUUCACAAUGCCAACUUUGACAGCCUUGCAUUCUUAAGAGUCGUACGCAACCUAUUUAAAACCAGUUCCAUAACCGAAACAGACGACGUUCGUUACGUUUGAAACCACUUGACUCUAAUAAAUACGCAAUGCAAUUGUUUUUUAUUUUAUCAUACAUUUUGCAAAUUUGUUGCUUAAAAUAAAAUUGGACAAAUGUGAUUAAAAGGAAAUAUUUUCUAGACUCUGCAACACUGCUUCGAAAGAGAGUAUUAUUGGGGACUGAAGAUAUUAGAAAUUAGUUUUUGCUUGAAAAAAGUUUAUUUUUUCUUGAUUUGCGGGGGCUCUUAACAUUUGGGACCUUUCCAAAAUUCGGUUCUGAUACACCUAGCAUUUAAAAAAAAAAGUGAAAUAUUGUCUUAUUCUAAUUUCGAGCUCAUGUUAGCCUUUUGAUACUUUAUUAUGUUUUCGUGCUCAGUAAUGACCUUUUAUCAUGAAAAUAUUAAAUAUAGAUGCACAAGGAAUGGCAAUCGUAUGGCAAGCGAAUGAAAGAUUGUGGUUCAUAAUUCAAUCCUCUCAAAUAUUUCUGCCCAAGCGCGCUACCAUUCCUCGCCCUUUGCCUCUCUCUAGCAGCUCCGGUUUUUAAAUCUUCCCAGUCGUUUUCCUUUUAUACUUCCUGAUUGAAAACAUGAUUAUCUUUAGUCAAAGCGCUUCGAAAGCAUUCAAAUGGACCAAGGAAAUGGCCGUUUAUUUUUGUCCCACUAACACAGUGUGUAUUCUUGUUGCCUGGAACCAGAUCAAAUGCCAAACAUUUCGCUUGUUUACUGAAAUGAACGAUCCACUUACUAAAAUAUUGUUAACAACGUGUCCAUUGCCACAUGUGCAGCGUUGAUUUUCGAGGUUCCAUGACGUCGUAUAACGUUUCCAACAGCACUAUUGUUCAAUUUACCCAACAUCAACAUCGUACUAAAAUCACACAUAAAUACUACAAGGUUUACAGCCUUAGGGUUGUAUGAAAUGGUGGCGUGGAACUAAAAAUUAUAAUAAGAGGGGUUUUUAGUUACAAAAGUUAAAAAGUCUGCACACAGAAUCAAUUCGUUUGUUCAGUGACUUAGUGUGUUGUACCAUGAUCGGACCAUUUUUUUAUAUGCGAGAUUUCUUAACUAUUGAAUAAAAUACUGUAUCAAAUUUGUACCCGCAUCAUCAAGAAACUUCUUCUGAUGAUGUUCAGAAGGUUUCAUUUAGAUUACUUAAGUAUUACUAUUAUUAAAAAAGUUUCAACAACUGGUCUAUUUUCGAGCACAAUCUGCCCUUACAAUUGUUACCAAGUCUUGUUUUCAAGCAGUGAUUUUAGAAUCGAAUAUUUAAAGAUUGCAGUAUAUUUUCCAGUAAUAUGCUUCUGUAACACUUAAAUUCCAUAUAGGAACACUUUUUAUAUGAAAUAUAAAUAUUGCUUUGAAGUUUGAAUUAUUGGUGAAACGCGAAAGCCUGUUUUGUAUCAUGAUCGGACCAGCCUGCUUCUGAGACAUCACCGUUUUACUUUGCUUAUGCUUGAUAUAUCCAAUAAAGGAUUUCACGAUUAAUUGAUUGAAACUGAAUAUAAAAGAUGAAGCUUAUGUUUUAUAGAACAAAACCUCUCUUAAACGACGUAAGGUUCGCAAACUUGAGCAAAACCAUUUGAAACUUUACUAUAAAUAUCCCACUAUGCUUCAAAUAGGGAAAAUAUAACUCAGUAUCAUCCUCAUUUAGGAAGCACUUUUUCUCGCGAAUUUUCGAACAGUUUACGAGAGAGUGAAAAAUUAAAAUAUAUGAAGAUUUAUAUGUGACGUUUUGCGUGGAUUUUUUUCACGAUUAUUUUGAACGGUAAAAUGAUUUCAGAAAGGUGAGAAAGGUUUAAAAAUUGAUUGAUUUGUGAUCUAAUGAUAAUAUGUAUAUCAAAGUUAUUUUUCAGUAACAAGACUCUCUUUGAGACUAACUACUUUUUGAGCUGCGGCAAAUGAAACGUAAGGCAAAAAACUAAUCUUUGAAUUUCGUUUAGCGAUAGGGCUAAAAAGUUUCGUCUCUCCGAAAAUGUCCUCAUACAAAAUUUCAACUCAAUCGAACUUAAGGAAGUAGUGUCUCAAAUUGACCGCUUCGAGUCUCACUUUUUCGACUGAUGACGAAAGGCACAGAUCAUGCAAUUGUCGAUAUGCAAAUUUUUGUUGAUACCAAAUACCUUAGACUUGCGUAAAACGCCGAGAUCUGGUGUUUUCUCGAAAAAAAAAAAAUUAUUGGAAAAACUUGACUUCUGGGACUGGGAAAUUUGUGUGCUAGGAAACUCAGGUGAGUCCGCGAAUGGAAUGUUCGCGUACAGGACUUCGUGUGUUUCAUUUCUAAGUGAUCACAGGUCCUGGUAGAGCUCAGCUAGCUCUACACGGUGGUGACAGCGGUGGAAUUUCUAUGGAAACGUCCGUGUAGAGCUAGCUAGAGCUCUACCAGGACCUGUGAUCACUUAGAAAUGAAACACACGAAGUCCUGUACGCGAACAUUCCAUUCGCGGAAUCACCUCCUUUGGAUGAUAGAUAAAGAUGAUUGAUUUUAUUGAGUUACAAUUUUGCUUAAAUAUUAACCUGUGUAACUCAGAGCGUAGAGACUCUUCUCCUCCGACCUGAGUUAUCGCCUAUCUAGCGGUUCUAUUCUAACCUAUAGUAUUUAUUACUCUGUUUCGUUUUCGAGUAGAAUUUUAGUACAUAUUAUUAUACCGCGGCGUUAUAGAGCGCGUGCAUCGGAGCACGACCGAGAGCGUAUAAUAUUUGUUCGCGCGCUACUUGUGAGUAUCCGAGAGCGCGCAAGCUCUCGGUACCGUGCGCAACCGUGAGCGCCUAAAGGGUAACCGUGAGUGACGCUGUGCCUCCGGCUUCUGUUUUGCUUAUAGUUAAAUUGAAAAGGUAAACAUUGUGUGGCUUGCUCGUUAGGAUAUUUAUAUUUCGUAAGCCACCGAUCGUUCGACGCUUUAUAACUAGGACGCGUGGUUAUUGAUUUUCAACGACUCAUAAUAAGGAUGUUUUGUUCUGUUCGGUUGAGUUUAUAAUACAGAAAAUGCCUUGAUGUCGUUCUGUUCAGCCAACAAUUCAUGAUAAGGAAUGCUCCAGAAUGCUAUGUUAUUGCAAGGUGUUUCCUGCGAGUUAAGUGAACUCUGUGGCAAGCUAAUGCUCUAGUUCAUGUUAAAAUUGUUUCGAUUCUCUACAGUAUUGAGUAAGCUCGGCAGCAAACUAUGGUUUCUAGCCUGAAUUCUGAUGCAUCGUGACGGAACUUUGGGUAAUCUUCGCGGGGUGUGACGUCACAUUCGUUUACACUUGGCGAUAUUGUGCAUGUAGUGAUUAUUUUGUGCAAUAAAAACAUUUAUUUAACAAGGCACAACCGUAUCGUUGUUGAUGAAGAAGCACCAAGAAUUUCUCGUAAUGCGUCUAAAUCAGAAUUGAUUCUAUAUCCUCAAAAACCAAAUUCAACAAUUCUUACGUUAUCAUAAUGAAUGGCUACGAAGCUCCCCUAGGUUGUGGUUUAUCCAUUAUCACAUACUCCACCGAAGAUACCAGAUCUCAAGGCACGAUAGCCAGCUAUUAAACGUCUGCAGAUACUUAGUCUUCGACGUAUUCAAUCCAACCUAUUCAGCUUCACGUUCCAGCUUGGUGUACUGUUUCAUAACACUCUUUUCUUUUUUUAUUCUUGCUUAUUUUUCGUCGGUCUAGUUCCGCCACUUUUGUUUGUGCCAAUCACCGAGGCCCGGGAAGGGACCAUAGCUUACGACCCGCUGAUUAACGAACCGGCGCCAACGGCUUUACUUCCUCAUGCGAUGGAAGGCGUGAUCCCAGAAAUUUCUCGCCUCAGAAAAUCUCCCGAAUUAAAUCUAGACCAGUUGGGUUGGUUGUGCGUGGAUCACGCCACCCCACAACCGCCGACACCUAUAUCGGCAUUGAGAUUCGAACCUAGGCGUCGACGAACAUGGUUGGCGGAGACGUUACCAACUACGCGAGGCCCCCGCCUUUUCAUAACACUUUUCUCACGCAAUGUUAAACAGAAAGAAAGAAGUUUCAAUCACUCCAGAUCAUGUUGUAACGAGUAACGGUUGCGGAAGUUGUUGACAACCGAGAGUAUUUGUCGCAUUUCAACCAUGAGUAGAGUGGUGAAAACCAACGUUACCAACCACGAUACACGGUGCUCCCACAGACCGUUAUUAUAAAAAAAAUGCACCAAAGAAUCUGAGUACACCAUUCGAUUCGUUAUGACGUCCAUAAUCUCUGGUCAAAAUUUUAAAAUCAUUGUACGGUACAUUUUUGAGUAAUGCCCUUUCGAAGGUCGUAAAGUACAAAAAAGUGAUAUUAAAACGACGAAAUACUCAAUGUAAACCACGUUUUUCAGCCACAGUUCAAUGAAACAACUUCCAAAACAGUUUCUACAGAUUCCAAGUAUUAUAUUUCAAGACAUUUACAAUUGGUGGAAAGAUCUAUUUGAAAAUCCCACAGUGCACAUUGGUCUAAAUUCGAAAAACCGUGAUUGUUCUAGAUUUGACUAUGAAAAAUUGAUUUUAUGUACUAAAUGUGUUCAGCAAAAUUGUUUCAUAUAUCAAGGCCUUAUUCGGCGUUUUUGGUUUUUCGAUCAAUCCACCUAACAGUUAGAUAAAAAAAAUAUGUUUUCUAAUUUUCAAUAUACCGGAAUGCUUUCUUCAGCAAAGUUGUGGAAAAUUUUAAAAUAAAAACAAUUGCUGAACACUACGAUGUCCUGUCUGUACGUUGAACACGAAAAAAUAGAGUUUUUUGUGGAACACCCCUCCUUGAAAUCAGUUUUUUAUCUAUAACUUCGUCUGUAAUGGUCAAAACAAUGCAAAAUGUUCUAAGAAUUUAUGCAUUCAACUGAGCUUCCCUCAAAACUAUGUAAAAUUUAUAUUUUGACAGUCACAGAAAAAAUUAUAGAGAAAAAAACUGAUUUUAAGGAGGGGUGUUCAACAAAAAACUCUAUUUUGUCGUGUUCAACGUACAGAUAGGACAUCGUAGUAUUCAGCAAUUGUUUUUCUUUUAGAAUUUUCCACAACUUUACUGAAAAAAGCAAUGCGGUAUAUUGAAAAUUAGAAAAAAUAUUUUUUGUAUCUAACUGUUAGGUGGACUAAUCGAAAAACCAAAAACGCCAAAAGUGAGACCUUCUCCUGUGAAACAAUUUUGCUGAAGACAUUCUGUACAUAAAAUCAAGUUUUCAUAGUCAAAUUUAGAACGAUCACGAUUUUUCGAAUUUAGACCACUGUGCACUGUGGGAUUUUCAAAUAAAUCUUUCCACCAAUUGUAAAUGUCUUGAAAUAUAAUACUUGGAAUGUGUAGAAACUAUUUGGAAGUUGUUUCAUAAAAUUGUGGCUGGAAAACGUGCUUUACAUUGAGUAUUUCGUCGUUUUAAUAUCACUUUUUUGUACUUUACGACCUUCGAAAGGACAUUACUCAAAAAAUGUACCGUACAAUGAUUUUGAAAUUUUGACCAGAGAUUCUGGACGUCAUAACGAAUCGAAUGGUGUACUCAGAUUCUUUGGUGCAUUUUUUUUUAUAAUAACGGUCUGUGGGAGCACCGUGCAAUAGGUUCUGACGUCGAUAUCUAAGAAGUGCCUCUCGUCAAUCUAAAUGUGGUCGAAUUGUGAUUCGAUCUGUUGUGGUUAAAUAGAUACUACCAUGCUUGUCAUUCUCCUUAGUGAGUGAAAGGAGAGGAGAAAAAAUUCACCGCGCACUUUCCUUCUAGUAUGUGCCUACGUGUAGCAAAUGCUUCCACCACACUGCUUCUUUCUCCACACCAAAGUGUCUCAACCAGCUUCCAGAGAGACAAACACCCUUCCAGCUCACCCCACAUCUGAUAGAAACAAGAAGGGUGAACCACUCUACAGAGCAAAACGCAGAAGUACACAACAGUGUCCACUGGCUAGUAGUCCGGAAUGUGAAAAAAAAACCUACAGGGCAAAAGUGUAGUCCUCGUGUAGCUACACUGCGAAAACGAAUUCCACCAGAGUAAAUUCGACCGGCACGAGCGGUACGAGCAACGCAUUCUAUUUUUUUUCUACCAAUUUUUUUUCACUUCUGCCGUGCUCAAGAAACCAACUGUGGAACGCACCGCAGAUAGCUCUGCAGUGUAAUUGUUAUGCGUGAUGUCCACACGUGGAAAAAGUACACCAUAGUUCAUUGUCGCGCGAGAGAGAGAUCAUCAGAUUUCACCGCAGUGAUUUCAGGAAGCUCAGCAGAUAAAAAUUGUUUGUCGCUCUCUUCUAGCAAGAGCGUUGAUUUGCUCUUUAGUGUGAGAGCAGUUGUUUUCGCAGUGAAAGAUGUUCUCCUGCACUUUAUAGGUUUUCUAAGGAGAGAAGACAAGCAUGGAUACUACGUAGGGCCAUGUUCUAGAAGGAGUCGAACGUCGUUUUUGAGCGUGAAUUCCGUAAAUACCGUAAAUAUGUAAAUACGUAAAUCUCCUAUAACGCCGCCAUUUCAUGGACAGUUCUCGUAUGUACACUCCAGCCACGCGUUCAAGGCGUCCUUAUCAUCAUAGCUGCUUCCUAAAUGAGGACUCUGCUCGUUGCUAACGGCCUCUAAUCAGCAACUUGCCCAUUCUGUUGGUCGUCAUCUAAUGGAACGCUGCUGUAUUUCGUGCGAGUUGCCGCAGCUCUGAUGAAUAUUGUAACCAUAUUUUUAUGUAUGUACCAGCAUACCGCUUGCCGGACUACAAUGUCGAACUCACGAACUCUCAAUAAGAAUGCGGAUAUAUGUCAAUUCAGUCAGAAUUCUUGUGAUUCUGAAGCAGAUUGGCUGGAUAAGAUAUCUCCCGAUAACAGUUUUCUGAAAUUUCGCAAAAAUCGCGUUAAUCUGAUGAGUGGCCCACUAUAAGAAAGGGGUUGAUCACAAUCUGCUAGUAAUCAAGAAUGUGACAUGAAUUUCUUAUUGACCGUCUUAGUAGAAUGAAAUUGAAUAUUAAAAAAGAUUAUGUUUCCAUUCAAUUCUACAAGUAGAAAUCAAUGGAAACGUAACCUCUUUUCAGUAAUCAAGAAUGAGUAUUUUUCCGCUCAUACACGGAGUUUCCUAUCUAUUCUCUCCAUCAUAUCGAUCCAAUAACGCAUCAAAAUAUUCGUCCAUCUUUUUGGUAGAAGGCUAUUUUUUAACCUUCAAUGUGUGUCCCAAAAUACGGAAGCCAUGACCAGCCGUCGCAUCUCUCCACAAUUGAUGGCCUUUUUGACUAGAGCGUGUAGCGAGGCAUCUAAACAUCAACCAACAAUAAAUCAAGCACGCACCUACUACUUAUAUAAAAGUUUUUUUUUCAUCCUCAAGUUUUCAUAAAUAAUUUUAAGGUAUAAUAACAUCAGGUAUUUCUUGUAAUCUUACUAUACAAUUUGGCACAAUCGAACGGAUUCAGUCAGUACUUUACUUAUGUUUAUUGGCGUUUACCCUGGACGUUCUUCUUAAAGCUUUGCAAAAUUAUUCCGCUCAUCAGUAAAACCGUAAUCAACUGCACCGAUCAAUAAAAGUUUUGCCUUGGGGACCAAAUUUUGACGCGUUGAAAUAUCUCACUUUCUUACAUCUUCUGGUGUUUAUGAGGAAAUUGUAAAUGGCGACGUUCUUAUCAAAAAUUUAAUGGUUCCUGUGGUCAAAAUUUUUCAAAUUUUAUUGAUCAACAUGUUCUUGAAAAGAAGUACUGAAAAGAGCGAUAGAAUCGACAAAAGAAUACUCUCGAAAAUAACGCAUAACCGGCGGAAAGCGCAAACAUUUGGCGGUUACGCGCUACGAGCGCAAACAGAAGGGUUUACUAUGUGUAGUUUCGUACGAUUACGGCAACAAUGCCGGCAUGCAGUGCAAACCGCAGAUGAUCUAGAUAAUUUAAAACCAAUUCUAGCGUAAGAGUUAGAAUUAGUGAUAAAAAUGACAUAGUCUAUAGAGCUGAGAGCAGAAGAUUACAUACAAUGUUGGUGUAAGUUUUUCGGAAUAUAUGAUGACAAAGAUACAGCAUUAUAGGAAAUCAAAAUUGUAAAAACUACUGUUAAAAUCUUUAUUUGAAUAAUUAAGUUUUAAAUAUUUGUAGCUUCGAAUGAUCUCACUAUAGAAUGGGGAAGAAACUCAAAACGUUUUCUGUUACUAGAAAGAUGUACAUAAUUAAACAGGCAGAUCAAACCAGUGAUGGAAUAUUGCAAACUAUUGUCAUUAGACUUUCGUAAGAGAAAAAUUAAACAGCUAGCAGAAUUCAACGAAAAUUAAAUCAACUGUUAUAAUUUGAUAUGUAACCAGCAUGGACUAAUCAUAGAGAAUGAUACGUUCUGGAUGAAUGCAAUAACAUUUGUGUUGAAUCAUAAAUAGGGUGGACAGGAAUCGUCCCCACUGUAGUGACUAUUUUAUUAUUUUCACAUCAAUUUCAGAGCACAGGCAACGACACGUACGAUUGGACCCAAUUAUCACCACCUACAGCAAUAUGUUCUAGUUAAUUGAAUUCUGCAUCGUUCUAGUGCAACAUGCGUUGCAACCGAUGACACAUAUUUAUAGACACUGAGUGUGACAUAAUGGUGCUAACGAAGCUUUUAACAAGAAAAAAAUAGCAUUGCUGCCACUCAACUUUUCUGUAUUUGUUUGAUUCUUCAUUAAAAUUAUGAUAAAAUCUUUUUCUCCUAAAACAAUCUUUGCAUGCGCAAAUAUUACAGGGAUCUGAAGCAUGGCGACAUGUGUAUUCGAUUAUCAUCACAUUCUUUAAAUGAUAUUCAAUUCGCUGAAAUUAGGUUAAGCUAUUGAUAUUUGAUUAACUGAUUAUACACUCGGUCGACAAAUUAAAUUUCAAACAAUUAAACAUGAUUUAUAGUGUUCAUUAACUGGCAUUUAUUCCUCGGGUAAGAUAAUAACAAUAUUUUUUGACUGAUGGCCAAAUGGUUUUCCGUCUACAACCAAACAGAAAACUCGACACCAAAACUCAUCAAAUAUGUACCGCAAAUGUUAUCGCAGGAUCUGUGCAAACAAUUUCAUUAUCAUACGGAUGGUCAUUAUUUGCACUAGGGACGAUUCCGCCAUGCCGAUUCCACACUCUGCGAAAUGUGUGAGUAUUAUAAUUGCAGCGUGAUCCAAUCCGAUAUGUCGCGGAACUAACGAUAUAAAUCGAACGAUAAUCUCCAACAGUCACAAUAAUGUUUUAAAUGCAGUGUAAGCAGUUUUCAGCGGAGAGAGAGAGAGAAAGAGAGAGAGAAAAUAAAAACAAGAAAUAUAAUCCACACGCAAAUUCACUCGCACACAAACGAACACUCGGCACAUUCUGAAAUUGUGCAGAAUACACACAAACACGUUUUGCAGAGAAAAACUUGAACAAAAAAUCAACAAACUCAAACCAUCUAUGUAUAUAGUUAAACAACCGAAAGUAACAGAAUUGUAAAUAUAUCGUGUAAUAAAACAAUUGCAGAUAAAUACAUAUAUAGAACUUCAGUUGAACAUCA